GUCACUGUAUAAUGUCUGUCGAAAUAGAAGCAGAAGACGUCAUUCGCCUUGUGCUUCAAUUCCUUAAAGAAAACGAUCUCCAAGAAUCAGCUUUAGCCCUCGAAUUAGAAACAACUGUAAAGAUCAACACUCUCGAGAACAAGGAAGCAUUCAUCAAGACCAUUAAAGAAGGUGAAUGGGAUGUAGUCUUACGCCACGUUGUCGAUUUAAAAAUACCUCCCCGCAAGCUCAUGGAUCUUUAUGAACAGGUCGUGCUAGAAUUAACAGAGUUACGUGAAUUAGGAGCUGCCCGUACUUUGCUUCGCCAAACAGAGCCCAUGUUCAUUCUGAAGCAGAGACACCCCGAACGUUACUUGCGAUUGGAACACACACUCUCCCGAUCCAUGUUUGAUCCCAAGGAUAACUACCCCAACGGCAUGACUAAAGAGAAGAGACGCAAUGUCAUUGCACAAGCUCUUGCUAGUGAGGUGGCUGUAGUGGAACCAGCUCGAUUAAUUACGUUACUGGAAGAUUGUAUCAAAUGGCAGCAGCAUCAAGGUUUGCUGCCUUUGGACACAAAAUUCGAUUUAUUCCGUAGCUCAGAUGGGAUCCAAAGCACAGAAGAGGAUGCAUUUGCGGAUAAGGAGUACAGUCUUAUCAAGUUCCCUGGUAAAAACACCUAUGCCGAAUGCACCACUUUUUCGCCCAACGGACAAAACCUCAUUACAGGUUCAGUGGAUGGGUUUAUCGAAGUCUGGAAUUAUCUUACGGGUAAAUUACGUAAGGAUCUCAAGUACCAGGCUGAAGAGAAUUUAAUGUCAAUGGAUCAAUCUGUUAUUUCUUUGGACGUAAGCCAAGAUAGUGAAUUAUUAGCUACAGGUUCAACAGAUGGGAAAAUCGCCGUAUGGAAAUUACAAUCUGGUAUCUGUACCAGACGUUUCUCCCCUGCUCAUAGUCAAGGUGUCACAUCCGUUUGUUUCAACAAGGAGGCAAAUCAUAUACUUAGUGGCAGCUACGAUCACUCUGUUAAGAUCCAUCAUGUCAAAUCAGGGAAACUCGUCAAGUCAUUUGAAGGACACACAUCCUUUGUAAACUCUGUCCUGUAUAACUGGGAUAAUACACUAGUUCUCAGUGCAAGUAGCAAUGGUGAAAUUAAGAUAUGGGAUGUUACAUCGGGAUCUUGUCUUUCUACUACAACUCCUCAGCGAGAAACCAGUGUUCAACUCUUAUUAAGCAUACCCAGUGACAUGAAUCACUUUAUAGCUGUGACCAAAAGCAGCACACUAUUCAUCAUGACCGAAAAGGGCAAAGUGAUAAAAACGAUUAGCCAUCCAGACGCCAAAGAUUUUAUCUCAGCAACAGUAUCUCACGGAGGUAAAUUGGUUUAUGCCGUUUCUGAAGAAUCCAUCAUGUACUCCUUUCAAAUAGCCACAGGAGACUUGGUCGGCCAAAAGCACCUAUGUAAAGCCGAAGUCAUUGGUAUUUCUUGUCAUCCAUUUACAAACGUCAUUGCUUCCAAUGAUGAGACUGGUCUUAUCCAUCUUUUAAAACACGAAUAAAGCACUUUAAGCCACGAACUCCUUUGUAAUCGUAUGUAGUACCUAGACAUACACAUCUUUCGCCUUUCUCCAUCAUUUUAUCUUGCUCAGCCUAAUUGCCCAAAGCUUAUAGGUAUCAUUUGACAGAGUGACGGAAGGCCAUGAAUAAUGUCAUUGGAAAUAUUUGUUUUAACCCUCUAAAAUUAAUUUUUUUUUUUUGCUACGUGUCAAACUUUAAAUAAAAAUUCUUCUUUAUACGAACCACUUCUAUUUGAUCGUAAGUAAACACUAUAAAUAUACUUCACUGAUCUACAAUAGGCCUAGACUCAGCUACAAGGAAAUCG
Mucor mucedo is the source of this 1861-nucleotide messenger RNA. RefSeq names its product smu-1 suppressor of mec-8 and unc-52. Gene Ontology annotation, molecular function: protein binding. Gene Ontology annotation, biological process: mRNA splicing, via spliceosome. NCBI's taxonomy places the organism in Eukaryota, Fungi, Mucoromycota, Mucoromycetes, Mucorales, Mucoraceae. The coding region runs from base 12 to 1538 and encodes 508 amino acids. The record is from RefSeq and is a predicted model, not a curated record. Gene Ontology annotation, cellular component: precatalytic spliceosome. The transcript is spliced from 5 exons.